This is a messenger RNA of Cololabis saira (Pacific saury), 3347 nucleotides long. RefSeq names its product CCR4-NOT transcription complex subunit 3-like. The record is from RefSeq and is a predicted model, not a curated record. The coding region runs from base 1 to 2682 and encodes 893 amino acids. Gene Ontology annotation, biological process: regulation of stem cell population maintenance; nuclear-transcribed mRNA poly(A) tail shortening; regulation of DNA-templated transcription. The transcript is spliced from 17 exons. NCBI's taxonomy places the organism in Eukaryota, Metazoa, Chordata, Actinopteri, Beloniformes, Belonidae. Gene Ontology annotation, cellular component: nucleus; CCR4-NOT core complex; P-body.
AUGACGACCAAACUCCAAGCCAAGCACGCGUCCUGCACGCAGACACCAAGUUCAGCAUCCAUGACUCUGGGAGACGAGUCUCCGCAUCGUCUUCGAGACCAGAUCAAGACGUGGGUGGCAUCCAACGAGAUCAAAGACAAAAGGCAGCUAGUAGACAACCGAAAACUCAUAGAAACGCAAAUGGAGCGGUUCAAGAUCGUGGAAAGAGAAACCAAGACGAAAGCGUACUCUAAAGAAGGGCUGGGUCUGGCCCAGAAAGUGGAUCCGGCCCAGAAGGAGAAGGAGGAGGUCGGCACGUGGUUAACGAACACGAUAGACACAUUGAACAUGCAGGUGGACCAGUUUGAAAGCGAGGUGGAGUCUCUGUCGGUCCAGACAAGAAAAAAGAAAGGAGACAAAGAGAAACAGGACCGGAUUGAAGAGCUGAAGAAGUUUAUAGAAAAGCACCGCUACCACAUCCUGAUGCUGGAGACGAUACUGAGGAUGCUGGACAACGACUCGGUGCAGGUCGACGCCAUCAGAAAAAUCAAGGAGGACGUAGAGUACUACAUAGACUCGUCGCAGGAUCCGGACUUUGAGGAAAAUGAGUUCCUUUACGACGACCUGGACCUGGAAGACAUUCCUCAGUCGCUGGUCGCCACGUCCCCGCCGGGACACUCGCACUUGGAGGACGAGAUCUUCCAGAACUCCAGCAGCACGCCCACGUCCACCACCUCGUCCUCCCCCAUCCCCCCGUCUCCCGCCACAUGCACUGCAGAGAACUCAGAAGACGACAAGAAGAGGGGACGAUCAACAGACAGUGAAGUUAGUCAGUCGCCUGUGAAGAACGGAAAUCCCUCCUCUUCGUUAUCCUCUUCUUCCUGUUCCUCCUCUUCUUCCUCUUCCGUGUCGGGACUGACGGCGUCGUCGUUGGUCUCCAUGGCGACCAUCGCCGUGGGAGGAGGCGGCAGCAGCAUCACCGUCGGGGGCAACAGCCAUCACAUGAGCAGCUCGGGCGGCCUCCUCUCCAACUCUCUGGCCGGCAGCUACAGCAACGCCACGCAGCAGCCGCCUCACCCCUCCGCGCAGCAGCAGGCCAAAAACUCCGCGGGCUCCUCCUCCCUGGUCCCCCUCUCCAUCUCCAGCAUCUCCACGCACGGCCUCAUCGCGUCCUCGGCGCCGUCUCCGCCCAACGCCGGCACGCAGGGGCUGUUCACCUCCAACUCCCCGUCCCAGGCCCUGCCCAUGCCCGUGGUCUCCUCCAACAGCCUGGGCCUGGGCCUAGGCCUGCCCCUGGGGAAGGGCGGCUCCCUCGGCAGCUCCAUGUCCGGGAGCCUCGGCCUGUCAGGGAUGCCGGCGUCCCUGAACCUCCUCUCCUCAGGCUCCACCUCGGCUCCCUACGCUCAGGCGGCCGCCUCCGGCACGGGCAGCAACUCAGGCUUACCGGGCUCCCUGGGCGGCGUCAGCACGGCGCCGUCCCAGAGCACGGCCGGCGCCAUCGGCAGCGGCAGCAUGACCGUCGGCGGGCCGACGUCGUCCUCCGGAGGUCUGCUGGGCUCCAGCACGGGGAUGGGCAGCCCGGGCCUCGUGAGCCUGGUCUCCGCUCAGGCCGGGCUGCAGGGAUCCUCCUCCCUGAUGUCGCCCGGCUCCAUGGGAGGUUUGGCUCCGGGCAGCGGCGUGGGCGUCAUCGGCAGCAACAGCGGCAGCUCGGGGUCGGCGGGGAGUAGCGGAGUCUUGGGAGGAAACGCAUCGCUCUCCGUUCGACCGCCGAGCCGGCAGAAGCAGAACGGAAGCUCCAGUUACAGUGCCGUGGUGGCAGACAGUCCUGCAGACUCCGCCCUCAUCAGUGCCAGCCAAUCACAGAGCAGCCAGCCCUCAUCUCUGACCAUCACGGGCAAUCAGCCAAAAGACAGUGGUCUGAGUUUACUGGGCUCGUUGAGUUUGUCGUCCAGCUCUCCGUCUCCGGCCUCCUACAGCGAGGCCAAGAUGGUGAGCAGCGGCAGCCUGCUGAACGGACCGCUGUCGUACUCGCAGCCCGCCGACAAGCCCCAGGAGCCGCUGAGCAGCCUGAAGGCCAUGGCCGAGCGAGCUCCUCUCAGCUCAGGGAUCGAGGGAGACAUGUCCUCCCUGCACCUAACGCCAGACAUCUUCCCUAGCAGCACUACGACCCCCUCAGGUCCUCCAUCAGCCCCGCAGCUCUCUCUGUCGGAGGUCAGCAUCGCCCCGUCCCUGGGCGUCUGUCCGCUGGGGCCGGUCCCCCUCUCCAAAGACCAGCUCUACCAGCAGGCCAUGCAGGAGGCGGCGUGGACGCACAUGCCCCACCCGUCCGACUCUGAGAGAAUCAGGCAGUACCUGAUGAGGAACCCGUGCCCCACCCUGCCUUUCCACCACCAGGUGCCGCCUCCCCACUCUGACACUGUAGAGUUUUACCAGAGACUUUCCACGGAAACGCUCUUCUUCAUCUUUUACUACCUGGAGGGCACGAAGGCCCAGUAUCUGGCAGCCAAAGCCCUGAAGAAGCAGUCUUGGAGGUUCCACACCAAGUACAUGAUGUGGUUCCAGCGGCACGAAGAGCCCAAGACCAUCACGGACGAGUUUGAGCAGGGGACGUACAUUUACUUCGACUAUGAGAAGUGGGGCCAGCGGAAGAAGGAGGGCUUCACGUUUGAGUACCGGUACCUGGAGGACCGAGACCUCCAGUGACCUGCACACACGCAGGCAGAUAGGCCGAUAGAUGAACGGACCGCUGAGAAAGUAAGAGAAGGACAGACCGAUGGACGAUGAAGGGUGAUCCGCCUGCUGACAUUCCUGGAUUUGACCUCACCUCCCUGGGGCAAGGAAACAAGAGGGCUGGAGAGGAGAGGAGAGGCACACCUCCUCCUUUCCUCAGCCUCUGAAUUACGCCUUACCGCCCCAGAGACAACUCUCUCCUCCUCUUCUUCCUCCGUAUCCCUCCAUCAUCACACUUUUUUCUUUUUUUUUGCAUCCUUUACGUAAACAGACACAAGAUCAGUCACAGUAAGCAGACUCUCUCGUCCCUGGAACCCUGUUGUGUUGCUUUAUAACGGCUCCGUUUUCUGUUCUGUUAGGACCAAAGAGAAACUGGUGAAUCACUCGUACAGAAUCAGUCAUGAAACAAAACCUGGAGGGCUUUCCCACAUCUGUGACGCGGCGGGGCAGCAAUCAACACCAAAUCGUGGAAAUUUAACUCUUUUGCACCAAAUUAUGUUGAACUGUUUUGUACAAAAGAGUAAACUCCAAUUCUUUCACUCCUUUUUCUGCAAAAACUCAAUCUUGACAAGAAUAUUUGUCUUAUUUCUAGUUAAAAUGUCUCAUUUUUAGUCAAAAAAAUCUCAUUACCGGUACAU